Messenger RNA from Gossypium raimondii (Peruvian cotton), 2178 nucleotides. RefSeq names its product ankyrin repeat-containing protein ITN1. Gene Ontology annotation, molecular function: protein binding. Bases 111 to 1868 code for a protein of 585 amino acids. The transcript has 3 exons. Lineage: Eukaryota; Viridiplantae; Streptophyta; Magnoliopsida; Malvales; Malvaceae. The record is from RefSeq and is a predicted model, not a curated record.
AGGGAUUUGGUAAUUUUCUGAAUUUGUAGUUUUUUUUUUUUUGCUUGAGCUGAUUAAUUAAAUUUUGUUUGGUGUUAUCCAGGAAGAAAGCGGUGCAAUAGAUCAACAAAAUGGAAGAUAUUGGAGAACCUGAGAAGCUUGUAGAGAGCAUCACUUACAUGGAUGUUCCUUUGUAUAAGGCUGCAGCAGAAGGCAAAAUUGAAGAAUUUGAUAAUUGCCAGGGGCUUAACCUUGAGUCACUAAAGACCCCAAACUAUGACAAUGUGCUCCAUGUUAACUUGGCAAACAGCGAGCGUACUGCGAGUGCAUGGUCUUUUAAAUCAAGGUCCAGACGCAGUAACAGAUCAGAUUUUGUCAAAAAAAUUCUUGGCGAGUGUCCGUUACUGCUACUCCAAGCGAACCGUAAAGGUCAAACUCCAUUGCACAUUGCAGCAAGGUAUGGACGUUCUACCACUGUGAAACUUUUUAUCGAGUCUCGUGCUAAUGGAGAUAUAGAAAAUCUGGGAAUGGACGAAUUGGAGGCUGUUAGGGAGAUGUUGAGGCUUAAGGAUGAGGAAUCCAACACGGCUUUACAUGUAGCUGCACGGUACGGCCAUGUUGGAGUGGUACAAGCGUUGCUGGAGCUUGAAGACCCUGAUUUUCCAUAUUCUGUGAACAAAAACCACGAAACUCCACUUUACUUGGCUGCUAAGGGAGGAUAUUGGCGAUCGGUGACUAUAUUAUUAGAUAAAUGGAAAUCAACUGUUCAUGGGGGGCCGUACGGUAGAACAGCUUUGCAUGCAGCAGUUAUGUCUGGUGAUGUAGAGACAACAAAGAAAAUACUGAAGGUGAAAGGGGAUUUAACAAAGGAAAUAGAUGAAAAUGGACACACCCCACUUCAUUAUGCAGCACACUUAGGUUACUAUCCAAUAGUGGAAAAGCUGUUAAAGAGGGAUGUUUCAGCUGCUUAUAUAGGUGAUAAAAAGUGGGAGAUGACACCCCUUCUUAUGGCAGCCAGGCAAGGCCAUGAAGGAACAGUAAGAAAGAUUCUCUUUCAUUGUCCAGCUUGUUGUGAAAAAGUGGACAAAAGAGGUUGGAAUUUACUUCAUUUUUUGGCGUUUAGAGACCGUUCUCUUGAAUUAAUUCUUUCCUUUAUCAUAACUGGUGAUGCGAAGUAUAAAUAUGGAUCAAUAAAAAAUCUAAUGGACUGGAAAGAUGCCUCUGGAAUCACACCUCAACAAGUUUGUGAUGCAUAUCAAGGCGAGGCAUCUUGCAAGUCCAAGAACGAUCAACGUAAAAUGGACCAAAUUGUGAAAUUGGUGAAAGAUAUUGUUGUUAAUGAAGAAGUGGCGGAGGAAGCAGUUAAUCCCGUUCCCUCGCCAACUGUCACGGGAAAUGAUUUGGAGAAGAGACUAUAUCUGGAGAAGGCAAGAGAUACUCAACUAGUAGUGGCAGCACUUGUAGCCACCGUCACAUUUGCAGCAGCAAUAACCGUUCCAGGUGGUUUCAAGGGUGAAAAAGAAAUAGACCAGGGCACUCCUUUUCUAAUUCAUAAGGUAGCAUUCCAAACAUUUAUCGUAACAGAUGCAAUAGCCUUUGGUCUCUCUGUUCAUGUCCUCCUCAUCCACUAUGGGAUGUUGCAACAUUUUCAGUCACGUUCGCGUGAUAAAAUAGGAUUUAACAUAACGUCAGCUUCUCCUUUCCUCGGUUAUGCAAUGUAUGCGAUGAUGAUUGCUUUCUGCACAGCCGUUUAUGUGGUGUUAAAACCUUCCCACGGACUUGCCAUCACUUCAUGUUCCCUCGGCCUUAGCAGUUUUUUCUUUUAUUUUCUUAAAGGAUUUUUUGAAGGAUUUUUGGAAUCUUUAAGGAAAAAUAAGGAGGAGUGUUGAAGUUAGUUUCCAUGCAACACUGACAGCAACAAUGGUGGCCAUGCAAAACAUAUGGAGCAAAGUAGCAGCACAUGAAGACAGGAACUGAAGCUCGUGAAUGCUGUCCAAAUUCAGCAGAUUUUGUUGGCUUAAUUCUAUAUUUUGUGACUUAGUUCUUGUAGAACUUAGUUGGUAAAAUUAUGAUGUGUUUUUUGAUGUUGAUUGACUGAAAAAUCAGCAAAGUAACUUAAGCAAGCUGAUUAACAAUUUCCAAUGUAAUUUUAGUGGUGUUAGGUAAUUGAUUAGAUGAUAGCUUACUUGUUUUGUAAAA